This is a messenger RNA of Exophiala aquamarina CBS 119918, 933 nucleotides long. RefSeq lists its product as uncharacterized. The coding region runs from base 1 to 933 and encodes 310 amino acids. Gene Ontology annotation, molecular function: thioredoxin peroxidase activity. NCBI's taxonomy places the organism in Eukaryota, Fungi, Ascomycota, Eurotiomycetes, Chaetothyriales, Herpotrichiellaceae. The transcript has 3 exons. Gene Ontology annotation, biological process: cell redox homeostasis; cellular response to oxidative stress. The record is from RefSeq and is a predicted model, not a curated record. Gene Ontology annotation, cellular component: cytoplasm.
AUGCCCGUGGAACUACGCAAAAGACCGCCGCCAAAAGAGACGGCCACGCCUGCCCCGACGGCCAAACGCGGCAGCAGCAGCACCGUGAAGAAGCUCGCUGGCAAGGCCAAGGAGGCUAUUCUCCCGAAGAACACUGAGGAGAAUGGCACGACCACGACCAGCACUCCCGUUGCUGAUCCCACGCCAGCAGCGACGACCGCUGCAAGCACAACCAAGGCUACGAAUGGAACUGGCUCGGGUACCUCCAAGAUUGCGGUGGGCGAGACCGUCAAUUUGGAUGGCUUCGGCGGCACGGUGCAAACCCACGAUGGUAAGGGCGUCACGUUGAAGACCCUUGUAGAUGAAAGUCUCGCUGGCGUGGUUAUUUUCACGUAUCCGAGAGCCAGUACUCCUGGAUGUACCACUCAGGCGUGCUUGUUUAGAGACAGUUAUGCGCCGAUCACCGGUGCAUCUCUCGCGGUCUAUGGCCUAAGUACAGAUAGUCCCAAGGCGAACACUACGUUUGCUACAAAGCAGAAGCUGCCUUACCCGCUCUUGUGCGAUCCGGAUGCCACGCUGACAUCCGCCAUUGGGUUCAAGAAGCCUGGACCAGGCAAAUCCACCGCCCGAGGCGUAAUUGUGAUCGACAAGCAAGGCAAGAUUCGGUUGCACGAACAGGCCGGCCCACAGAAGACACUGGAUGCCGUUCUCGAGUAUAUCAAGACAGAAGGCUUCACCGAAACCGGAGCCCCAGCAGCUGUGGCCGCCCCACCGGCCGAUGAUCCUGCGGCGACCGAGGAAGUAGCCAAAUUAGCCGACCCGGAUGUCAAGAUGAACGAGGUGCCUUUGGCGAAGGCGCCGUCCAAGGAGGAGCAGGAAGCAGCUGACACGGCCGCCGAAGUUGGUGAGACUGCGGCUAAGAUUGAUUCGGCGGAUGGGUUGCCCAAGCCGUAG